UGGGUGAAGGCAAAAAUCUGAUCCCCAUGGACCCAAACGGCCUGUCUGAUCCAUACGUGAAGCUCAAGCUAAUACCAGACCCCAAAAAUGAGACCAAGCAGAAGACCAAAACCAUCCGCUCCAACCUCAACCCCAAAUGGAACGAGACCUUUAAUUUCAAGCUGAAGCCUUCAGAUAAGGACCGCAGGCUGUCAGUGGAGGUGUGGGACUGGGACCGGACCACUAGGAACGACUUCAUGGGGGCUCUUUCCUUCGGCGUAUCAGAGCUCAUGAAGGCCCCAGUCUGUGGCUGGUAUAAGUUACUGUGCCAGGAGGAGGGGGAGUACUAUAAUGUUCCCAUCUCAGAGGAGGAUGACGGGAAUGAGGAACUGAGGCAAAAAUUUGAG
Plectropomus leopardus (leopard coralgrouper) is the source of this 386-nucleotide messenger RNA. NCBI's taxonomy places the organism in Eukaryota, Metazoa, Chordata, Actinopteri, Perciformes, Serranidae. The record is from RefSeq and is a predicted model, not a curated record.